Molecule: messenger RNA, 2295 nt
Organism: Parathielavia appendiculata
Lineage: Eukaryota; Fungi; Ascomycota; Sordariomycetes; Sordariales; Chaetomiaceae
Product: glycosyltransferase family 59 protein
Exons: 5
Coding region: 155-2053 (632 amino acids)
Biological process (GO): dolichol-linked oligosaccharide biosynthetic process; protein N-linked glycosylation
Cellular component (GO): endoplasmic reticulum
Molecular function (GO): dolichyl pyrophosphate Glc2Man9GlcNAc2 alpha-1,2-glucosyltransferase activity
Source: RefSeq, a predicted model, not a curated record
GGAGCCUAUCCAGUUUGCAUAUGAUAAGGUAUUGAACACCCCGGCGGGGUGACGACGCUGCGUUGCCAAACAAAAAGUACCAUUUCCGCAUGAAAUUGGAGCGAGAUGUUAUGACCCCUAUACGUUUGACAUUAACACCAAUUAUCCCCGUACAAUGGAGCGCAUCCAGGCCAUUCGCCAAGAACUGACAGCCGCUGAAGUCGUCAAAGGCCUUGCUGUCGCCUUGGUCCUCAGUCACUUUCUCGCGCCAUGGACGUACACAAAAUCGACUCCAACCCAGGUCUCGCCCUCGUCAACAGUCUGGGCACAAGCAUUCAAGGCCGGCUCCUUCUUCUCACUCUUCUUGGCGGCGAGGUCUUGGCUCGCACUUGUGAACACAUAUGUUCCUGAACCGUAUCUCGAUGAAGUGUUUCAUAUUCCCCAGGCCCAGGCCUACUGCGAGGGUCGAUUCUGGGACUGGGAUGACAAGAUCACCACCCCGCCAGGCCUAUACUUGCUCUCUGUGGCUUACCAUAAGCUGUUGAUGUUGGCGAAAUGCACUACCUCCAGCCUACGGCACAACAACCUUCUCGCAACCCUGGUGACUGCUUUGCUCGCAUCGCAAUGCCGCCAGUUGAUCGAGCAUCGGACUGCGGAGCGGGAGGGCAAGGAAGGUUCAGGGAACCUUUCAUUCUACUCAUACCAUACAGGUGUGAACAUUGCCUUGUUUCCCGUCAUCUUCUUCUUCUCGGCGCUGUACUACACGGAUGUUGUCUCGACCGUGGUGGUCCUCGCUGCCUACCGGAACCAUCUUCUACGCCUGGCACCGCAACCUCCUAGUGCCGCCAACGACUUUUGGACAGUAAUCUUGGGCGUUUCCGCGCUCUUCAUGCGCCAGACCAACGUCUUCUGGGUAGUCGUGUACAUGGGCGGGUUGGAAGCGGUCCAUGUCCUGCGGUCUGCAAAGCUGGCUGCUCAGGGGUCCCUCGCGAAGGUUCAUGAUCCGAUUCUUCGCCAGUCUGGCCUAGAGGACUGGCUGUUCUGUGCUUUGACCAUUGCUGUUGCCGCUCUGCGCAACCCAUGUAGGAUACUCCGACAAAUAUGGCCACAUAUCACCAUCCUCGCGCUGUUUGCCGGGUUCGUGGCUUGGAAUGGGGGAGUUGUCCUGGGAGACAAGUCAAACCAUAUCGCCACUAUCCAUCUCGCCCAAAUGCUUUACGUCUGGCCGCUCUUCGCCUUCUUCUCGGCGCCGCUCCUCAUCCCAUCCUUUAUAUCAGCACUCACCCGCCCUAUCCGGUGCCUCCGACGUCUGCUCUCGGUCCAGACCCGGCGAGCGGCCCUCUUCUCCCUCCCAUACACCUUCUUCACAACGCUCGUCUCCUUUGCCGUUGUCAAAUACAAUACUAUCAUUCACCCAUUCACCCUGGCCGACAACAGACACUACAUGUUCUACAUCUUCCGCUACACCAUCCUGCGCUCCCCAACCAUCCGCCUGGCCCUCGUGCCAGCCCACACCCUCUGCCGCUGGCUCAUGUGGGACCAGCUCGCCGGGACCAGCCAUGCCACCAACCCACCCACACCAUCCGCACCGACAACGAAACCGCCAACCGUACGCGACGACACCAACCAGCACCCAGUUGCCCCCGCAACAACAACCGCCGGAUCCCUGGCCUUCCUCGACGAGGACCCAGCUUCCUCCACCUCUCCACCAACAUCCACCGCCCUCCUCUGGCUCCUCACGACCGCGCUCUCACUCGUCACCGCACCCUUGGUCGAACCACGGUAUUUCAUCCUCCCCUGGGUCUUCUACCGCCUGCUGCUACCCUCAUGGUCAGUUAGCGACUCUAUCGGAGAUGCGACACCAGCUACCUCCGGAGCAGGGCGUAGUCCGGCAGCGGCGGCCUGGCUGUGGAAGGUAGGGCGGAGAAUCGACGUGCGGCUUGUUCUGGAGACAAGUUGGUUCUUAGUGCUGAAUGCUGGGACGAUGUACAUGUUUUUGUCUAGGCCCUUUUACUGGCGGGAUGGGGAGGGGAGGUUGCUUGAUGGGGGCCGGGUGCAGAGAUUUAUGUGGUAGACUCCGAAUGGUGAAGGAUCACGGGGAUGCGUUUCUGCGGGAUGGUGGGCUUUCCCUCUUCUUACUUCGUCGUUAUUCGUGUGUCGCUACUCCGUAGCCGGUUACAUUCGUAUUCAUUGGCGGUCUUGGAACGUGGUAGAGAAAGUGUUGGUCCGACGGUUGCGCAUGGUCGAUAGGAGACGAGGAGGCUGUGAGACCGCUUUGUAUGUACGUGUACUUUCGUCGGGCAUAUCUAAGUGAUA